AUGGAGGGGGACCAGAAGGCCAAGUCCCCUGAUGAAGAGGAGGCCAUCACUUCUGAUUACCAGAUUUUACGUAAACUGGGUCAAGGCGGUUUUGCUGAGGUCAAUCUUGCAUGUCACCUGCGUACAAAUAUUUGUGUGGCUGUCAAAAAGGUGAAAAAGGACAAAGGCUCUGUAAUUGAAAAUGAACUAUUUGCCUUGAAAGCCAUGGAUCAUCCCAACAUUGUCCGACUGUACAGCGUAAUUAACACACAGCAGUUUACGUAUAUGGUCAUAGAGAACGCUCCAGGAGGAACCCUACUGAAUCAUGUGCUCAUAGCGGGCACACUGGCAGAGGCGGAGGCCCAGAGACUGUUUUCUCAACUAGUGUUGGCUGUGGCACAUUGCCAUGCCAAGGGAUUUGCCCAUCGCGACAUCAAGCCCAACAACAUCUUGCUGGAUAAGAAAAACAAUAUCAAACUCUGUGACUUUGGCCUCUCGAUUCAAACCACUCCUGGCAAGAUUCUUAAGCGAUUCUGUGGAACAACCCUUUACUGUGCCCCAGAAAUGCUAGACGGUCAGGGUUAUGAUCCCAAGAUGCAGGAUAUCUGGAGUCUGGGGAUAGUACUCUAUUUCUCAGUCUCCGGAUACCUCCCGUUUAAAGGGGUAACACGCUCUAACCUAAAAGAACAUAUCUUGGUUACGUGUAAACAAAAAGACCUUGGCCUCCCUUCAGGACUGUCAAGUGACAUAGUUAACAUCAUCCACACCCUGUUGACGGUUAACCCCAGGUUGAGGCCCGCAAUUGAUGCCAUCAAGACCCACCCUUGGUUGACGUUUGGUGGAAAACCUGCCCAGCCCCCCUGCAAAGACACACUCGUGGACAGCGCUCACCACCGCAUUUCUCUCCUGAUGAGCAUCCUGGGCUACAGUGCCGACGCGCUCACGCAGGCGCUACACGACAAGACCUACGACAGCGUGAUGGCCGCGUACUUGAUCUUGAAGUACGAAAGUCCCUGGGGAGAACAUGCUGAAGGGCAAAGUGCAUGGAGGUUCUCUAGUGGUGUGGUUAGGACCCUGCUGGGAAGACCGGUCAGCGAAGGUGCCCGCCCUACACUCGCCAUAUCUGCCAAGCCACACGGCCAGAAAGCCACUGGUGACAGGCAGAAGCACAGCUGCCCUGACAUCUGUGCCCCACAGCCUGACUGUGCUGUGCCCGAGGUGAGCGGUUCUGCCGAGCCCAGCAGCAGCUUGUCUGGAAGCAAUGCACUACCAGUGGACACAUCAGCUCCUGUCUCCUCCAGUGUGCCCUCAGAGUAUGAGACCUCCAUGUUCCUACAAGCCGAGGCUGACUGGCCCUGUGUCAGCUUUCUCCUGCAGACUGGGCAGAUUUCUCAUCUCACGAAGGUGGCCCUGACUCUGCUAAAGGAUGACGUCUCCGACCAGGCCCGAGGAGAGACCGAGGCCCUGCAGGAGGUCGAUGGUAUUCAGUGGGUCCAUCUGCCACACUGCAGAGGAUGCUACGGAGGGAGCGGGGCGCAGCGGCUCCUGCUCUCGGGCUCUGCAGCCGGAGUUGUCAUGGCUGUGGCCGGAAUGGCACCUGGAGGACGACAGGACCUGAGCAGUGACCUCGGGGAGGCCGCCCAUGGCUGGAGAAGAAGCGGGGCCGCCGCAGCCCCCAGGAGACGCAGGAGCUGGGAAUCUGGUCCUGCCCAAAAGUUGGCUCUCCUGCAGGUGGUCUCGCAGUGGGAGAUGGGACACAACUGCGCCACCAGCCUGGACAACGGGGAGACUCACCACGCAGCAGAGCGGGGAGGGGGAGGCAGCAUCAGAGUUAUCUCUUGUUUUGAUGUCCGCAUCUUUUCCUCCUAUGAGGGUCUUCUGCAGCAGCAGCAGGAGGUACGAGAUCCAAAUCUCCCUUUGGACAUCGAGGAGUUAAACAGGGAGUUUAUGGCACGAAGUGAACAAGUGUACGACUCUCUGUCGAGCUGUCACUGGCAGCCUCUGGACACGGUGUACUCGAGCGUUCCGGAAGAGAACCCCAUGUGA
Jaculus jaculus (lesser Egyptian jerboa) is the source of this 2025-nucleotide messenger RNA. Its product is annotated as putative sperm motility kinase W. Gene Ontology annotation, biological process: protein phosphorylation; intracellular signal transduction; microtubule cytoskeleton organization. The coding region runs from base 1 to 2025 and encodes 674 amino acids. Gene Ontology annotation, molecular function: tau-protein kinase activity; protein serine/threonine kinase activity; ATP binding. The record is from RefSeq and is a predicted model, not a curated record. The transcript is spliced from 6 exons. Gene Ontology annotation, cellular component: cytoplasm. Lineage: Eukaryota; Metazoa; Chordata; Mammalia; Rodentia; Dipodidae.